AUGCAGAAGCUCUGCUCCCGGCUGCUGCCGCUUGAAGGCAACGUCUUCGGCUGCUGCCUUCUUGGCUCCUUGCCGGAGGUGAGCUCGCACCUCUGGCAGCACCAGGCCCUGUGGCUGCGCCUUCAGAUGCAGCCUGUCCGAGAGUCGGAGGAAUCCGAGCACAUUUCGGUUCAGUUUUCCGAGCUUGUUGACCCCAUGGCGGACUUUUCAAGAUGGCGCUAUGCCAAUGAGGUCCUCUUGGAGGAUGAGCAGAUGCUACCACACCGACAGGGUACAGGUGGCGGGCUAAGGGUUUCCAUCGAGAUGACGGCCCUUUACCUUGCGUCUCCGGAGGUGUUGAAUGAGCCAGAGCUGCGCGAGCUGUUGCAGAAGCAGCCCGGUGAACUUCAGGCCUUCCGCCUCACGCUUUCCUUGGGCGAAGGUUGUGCUGCCUUGGAGCAGCUGGUGGCUGUGUCCGAUGCGUCAGCGAUUCAGCUAAGAUUUGAUACAGUCGAGAAAGAGCUUUCUGUGGACAGGUCUGGUGAAGACGAGCCCCAGGUAUCUCACACGCUGGUCAUGGCGGAUGAUGCAAGCGAACUACAAGAGGCCUUAUCUGCACUGCAGGUCUGCCUGCAAGUUCCGGGUGCCGCAGGGCAGCUGGAAUCGGGCGACUUCGACCUGCCUGUCGACCUGUCGACGUUGAUUGCCUGCUUGCCAGAAGGCGGCUCGGAUGAGGUGAUUGCCGAGGUGCAGACCGAUCCUUUGUCAGCUGGACCAGGCAUCACCUUGUUGGCUACCCUCACAUCUUUCUGCUGGAGCUCGAGUCACGGUGAGGAUUUGUUGCCCGGUCGUCCACGAGAUGCAGACAUCUGGGCUUCAGGGGCACGGCUCCUCGCUGUGGGUCUCAGGCUCUGGCGGCUGUCCAUCGAGAUUCGCUCCAUCAGGCUUACUGCGCGGGACGCGAAGGUGUAUGUCACCUACUCCUACCCGCCCCUGCGCCAGCCGAGAGCUUUCCGGACAAAUCCGCCGGCACCGGCACGAAAGAAGGUAACACUGAACCUGCCGCACUCUUUCGCUGCCCACACCUUAACAGCGAGCUUCGAUGAACUCGAGGUGCUUCUAGAGGAGCCACUGGUUGCAGAGGUUUGGCACCGCGAUCUGUACCGGAAGGACAGUGCAGUGGGCACUGUGGAGGCUUCGCUGCGCCCUGUGCUGAGCCAGCCACUGCAGCACUCGGCCAAUCUCCCUUCCAUGGUGGAGGGCUUUCGCGUCGUGGACCAGGCCUGCCCGAUCCUCGAUGAGAACGGCUCCCAGGUCGGCACUCUCAGACUCCUCGCCUUCCUGGAGGAUUUGGGUGCCGCCAAGGUGGCCAGAUCCGAGGAGGCUCCCAAGGGCGAGGUUGCUGCCCCAGAGACAGCCUCCGUAAGACGACGCAACGAGGCGCAUCAGGCAGACGCUACAAAAGCUGCUGGACUUGGCGCGACAGAGGCCAGCGAGAAGUCUGUGUUGGAAAGCGCCUUCGGACUGGAGCUAUGGCGGCAAACGGAGGAGGACAAAUUCCGGGCGUACUUGGCAGAGCAGGAAGCUGACCUGAAAGCCCGCCUGGAGGAGGAGUAUCGACAGCGGGAGGAGGUGCGUGCUGCCGAAUUUUCCCAGCGGCAGGCCAAGAUCCAGCACGUGGAAGCCACGGUCAGGAGGAAGCUUCAGGAACUUCAACAGAAGGAGCUUUCCAUCACCUCGGAGGAAGCACGUGUGUCAGCCUCGUCUUUCAAGGAUUCGGGGUGGGGUUGA
Symbiodinium sp. CCMP2456 is the source of this 1770-nucleotide messenger RNA. NCBI's taxonomy places the organism in Eukaryota, Dinophyceae, Suessiales, Symbiodiniaceae. The record is from the annotation of a GenBank genome assembly.